Messenger RNA from Salarias fasciatus (jewelled blenny), 1332 nucleotides. RefSeq names its product ninjurin-1-like. NCBI's taxonomy places the organism in Eukaryota, Metazoa, Chordata, Actinopteri, Blenniiformes, Blenniidae. Gene Ontology annotation, biological process: tissue regeneration; cell adhesion. The coding region runs from base 158 to 592 and encodes 144 amino acids. The record is from RefSeq and is a predicted model, not a curated record. Gene Ontology annotation, cellular component: membrane. The transcript has 3 exons.
UCGCCCCCGGGUCGGGUCGGGGGGCGGUCGUCCGGAGUUUUUCUUCUUCUUCUUCUUCUUCCUCACUGAAUAAACACACCGUGUUCCCGCACGACGCUCCGCCGGUAAGCCCGCAGCGGCGGUUCAUGAGCCUCCUCCUCACGCAAACCAGAGAAUCAUGGCAACCGACGAGAACGAAAUGAUGCACCGGGGGGGAAAUAACGGAGAUGUGGAGGUCCCGCCCCGUGGGGGCAGUCGGAGGAGAGAGAAGGAGCCCCUCAACAUGAACCACUAUGCCAACAAGAAGAGCAUGGCCGAGAGCAUGCUGGACGUGGCUCUGCUCAUGGCCAACGCCUCCCAGCUGAAGGCCGUGCUGGCACAGGGGUCCAGCUUCAGCUUCUACGUGCCCCUCGUCACUCUCAUCAGCCUGUCGCUCAUCCUGCAGAUCCUGGUGGGAGUUCUGCUCAUCUUUAUAGUGAAGUGGAAUCUAAACGAUGAGAAGAUGCACUACAAGCUGAACCUCAUGGAAAACUUCGCCACGGCGUUCGUCUUCAUCAUUGUGGUCGUGAACGUCUUCAUCACGGCGUUUGGAGUUCAGCUGUCCAACCAGUGAACCCAUUAUUAUCCUCCGCAGAGGAAGGGGACGUUUAUAUCCAGAUGCCAAGCAGGAGCAUUUUCUUUUCUGUAAUUUAGCUUCCCGGGCUCGAGGAGGGCCGAGCGUACUCUGAGGAUCAAGUUUUACGGUCGUGUGUGUUUGCGUGUGUUAGAGAAUAUCCAAAGAUGACUAACGAUGAACAACUUUAGAGCGGUCACUUCUUAUUUCUUGUGAACAUUACCUCAGGUUCCCGAAUGCAAAGAAAUGCUUUCCUGGUUAAUUUUCUUUUAAAACGAACCUCAGGGGCGCCGACUCAUCACAACGGUUUCUUGACAGAUUCUGAUUUUUUUCAAUGUGCCUCAUCUAGACAGAAGAAUACGUUAUAACCCAUAAACAUUUAUGACAAGGCCUUCAGGACUUCCCGUUCCCUUAAUGCUGCAUGACGUGUUACAAUGCCUACUGUAAAGCUGUAAGAUAAAAGUCACCUACUGUUUACAGUGUUUCAAACCUCUACCGAUUAAUGAAGUGAACCUUAUUACUUUAUAUUUGAGUGCUAUGCAAAGUCUGCUGUGUAAUAUUUAAAGUCACUAACAUGUUAGUUAAUGUCUGUCAGUGUUUAUGGAUUAAGUUAUAUAUAUAUAAAUGUCUUUUUUUUAAAUCACUUUUUUAAAGGACCAAAGUUUUCUUAGCUCUUAUCAUAUAGCCUUGUUUGACACACUGUGACAAGUAUUUUAAGCAAUCUUUAUAAAUAAAACAAA